AUGUACCUGGAACUUUUGCACUACUUCAAGAAAGUACGGGUUGAACUAAGUGACAAGAGAGAAGUGUUCUUUGAUGAAAAUGGGGAUCCACCAGCUGUGUAUGAUGUUGUGAAUUGGCAGAAGAACCAACAGGGUGCCAUGGUCCAGAUAAAGGUUGGAAACUAUGACAGUGUUGCCUCAUCUGGAAAAACUUUUUCCAUAAAUACAAGUUCAAUGCAGUGGCCAAAUGGCAGACAGGAGGUCCCCAUCUCUAUUUGUAGCAUUAGCUGCUUGCCAGGGUUCAGGAAGGCACACCUUAGAGGGGAGCCUAUAUGCUGCUUUGAAUGUGUCUCUUGUGCACAAGGAGAGAUCUCUAAUAGCACAGAUGCCAUAGAUUGUUCCAAGUGUCCAUGGGAUAUGUGGCCGAAUACGGAAAAAGAUCAAUGUGUUCCAAAACCCAUUGAGUAUCUUUCAUACAGUGAGCCCUUGGGAAUGACCUUAAUGUCUACAAGCCUUUCAUCUUCCAUGAUCCCAAUUUCCAUUUUUAAACUUUUCCUUCGCUACAAGACCACACCAAUUGUCAGAGCCAAUAAUUACUCUGUGAGUUGUAUUCUUUUAUUGUCGCUUUCUCUCUGUUUUCUCUGUUCUUUGACUUUCAUUGGUUAUCCUGAGCCUGAGAAGUGCCUUCUGCGGCAGGCUGCCUUCGGUAUGGCCUUUGCUCUCUGUGUCUCCUGUAUCUUGGCCAAAACUAUAAUGGUAGUGUGUGCCUUUAUGGCCACCAAACCAGGAAGCAACCUGAAGAGAUGGACCAGUCCUUAUGUGUCUUAUAUGGUCAUUGUCACCGGUUCACUUCUACAGUUUAUUUUAUGCAGUAGUUGGGUGGUGGCUGCUCCACCGUUCCCUCAAAAUAACACAGAAACACAACCUGAAAUCAUUGUUGUUGAAUGCCAUGAGAACUCACCCAUUGCCUUUUGGAGCAUGCUGGGAUAUCUUGGCCUCUUGGCUUCCAUCAGUUUUUUUGUUGCAUUCUUGGCCAGAAGACUACCCGAUAACUUCAACGAGGCCAAGUUUAUCACCUUCAGCAUGUUAGCCUUCUUAAGUGUUUGGAUUUCCUACAUCCCGGCCUCUCUCAGCUCAAAAGGAAAGUAUACUGUAGCCAUGGAAAUCUUUGCAAUCCAGUCAUCAAGCUGGGCUCUCGUGGUCUGUAUGUUUUUUCCUAAAUGUUUCAUCAUCCUGUUUCGACCACAGAUGAACUCCAAAGAACAUCUCAUGGGGAAAGACAGAGGCCAGAAAUAGAAUGUAGAUAACAGUUCAUGAAAUGAGUGGUUUACCUAAAACUAAAAUAUAUCAAAUGAUCACUCUCUCUGGACAUUUGUACAAUUCUGUAGCUUCAGAUGAAAUGUAAAAAAAAAAUAUUUUAUGUAUUAAAUGACCGUAUUAUUGGGCAUUAUCUAGUUCAUGAAUUUUGUUUCUGUGUGUUCUAUACAAAUGGUACCUAAUAUUUUAUAUUUAAAAUACAUUUUAAUAUUAAUGAGACUACAGCCUAAA
Molecule: messenger RNA, 1527 nt
Organism: Rana temporaria (common frog)
Lineage: Eukaryota; Metazoa; Chordata; Amphibia; Anura; Ranidae
Product: vomeronasal type-2 receptor 26-like
Exons: 4
Coding region: 1-1275 (424 amino acids)
Biological process (GO): G protein-coupled receptor signaling pathway
Cellular component (GO): membrane
Molecular function (GO): G protein-coupled receptor activity
Source: RefSeq, a predicted model, not a curated record